Molecule: messenger RNA, 1254 nt
Organism: Ostreococcus tauri
Lineage: Eukaryota; Viridiplantae; Chlorophyta; Mamiellophyceae; Mamiellales; Bathycoccaceae
Product: UAA transporter
Exons: 1
Coding region: 1-1254 (417 amino acids)
Biological process (GO): transmembrane transport
Cellular component (GO): Golgi membrane; endoplasmic reticulum membrane
Molecular function (GO): transmembrane transporter activity
Source: RefSeq, a predicted model, not a curated record
AUGUCGACAUCGCGCGACGCCUCGCUCGCGCGCAUGACCGAGCGCGUGGCCCUGCUCGAGCGCGAGCGUCGCGGUGGGACGUCGACCGCGGACGACCCCGCGCGCGCGCGCGUCGCCGCGAGCGCGAUCGCCGUGAACGCGACGUCGAGGGAGACGAGCGAAUGCGCGGGACCGCGCGCGGAGGACGGUGGCGCGGCGUACGGUGGGCGCGUCUUCGGCGUCGCGAUGGAGGAGACGCGCGCGUUCGCGGUGGCGAGCGCGCUGUGCGUCGUCUUCGUCGGCGCGUCGUGUUACUUCGAGGAGUACAUGUAUAGACAACUGCCGGCGUUUGAUUACUACUGGACGGUGGCGCUGGCGGAGCUGUUGGCGUUCACGUUGAUCGCGAGCGCGAGUGCGAUCGCGAAUGGGACGCUGCGAGCGAAAAGGAAGGCGCCGAUGGAGCUGUACGCGGCGCAGGCGCUGUUGUUGGCGGCGUACAGCGCGGUGGGGAAGUUGUGUUACAAGUGGAUCAACUACGCCACCGGGACGGUGUUGCGGAGCUCAAAGUUAGUGUUCACGAUGGGAAUCUCAACGAUCUGGUUGAAACGGAAAUAUAAACUCCACCAAAUGGUUGCGGCCGUGCUCUUAGUCGUCGCGGUGGCGUUUUUUGGCAUCGCCGAACACGAAGUCGGAGGUCAAAAGGAACCAGAGGUGGCGGCGACGGACGACGGCGACGCGUCGAUCGGUUUGGGACGAGACGCAAAGUUCGCUCUGGGGUUCGGCUUGUCUGUGGUGGCAAUCUUCUUAGGUUCUCUGCAGAGUAACGUAUCCGAGCACGCGAUGCGCAACCACGGCGCGAGCGUGCAGGAGAAUAUUCUGUACUCGAACGCCAUAGGGACCGUCUUCGCCCUGGCCGCCGUGGUUUUCAUAGAGGGCAACGCCUCGUUGCGCUACAUGCGCACCGUUCCCGGCGCUUUCCCCUUGCUCCUGGCGCGCUCGGUUACGUUUUAUCUCGGCGCUUACACGUUCUCCAUCAUCGCCAAACAUUUUGGCGCCACCGCCGCCACCGCCGUGAGCACUCUGCGCAAAGCGCUCACCGUCAUCGUGUCUUUCAUCGCCUUCCCAGCGGACAAGCCCUUGGCGGGAUACUUCGCCAUCGGUCUCGUCGUCUUCCUCCUAUCCGUCUUCGUCGAAUCGGCGCACCACUUCAAAGCGUGCUUCGACCGCGUCGCCAGGGCGCAGCGCGGCGAAUACGCCAGGGACGAUUCGGUCUGA